AUGAAUACUUAAAAAAAUCCCCUUAAAUUUCAUUAAAAUAGAUCAAAAUCUUUCACUUAAAAUAACUCUAAAAAUGAUAUUCAAUAACUUAAUUUAUUCAUCAAAGAAUAAUUGAAUGAAUUAAAAAGAAAAAGAAAACUUCCAUCCUUAAUUUAAUAAGAAUCAGAUUAUCUUAUGGAUGAGAUCAAUAAAAUAACCAAUAUAUACAAGAUUCCUCAUAUUAAAACUCAUUCUGCAAUUCCAAAACUCAUUACAUUUCAAAAUCAAUAAAAGAUAUCUCAUCAUAAUUUUAAACCUUCUACUUUACUCACAGAAAGAAAACAUUUUUAAGUUAAAACUUUAAUUCGGUCAUCAUAACCAACUAUUAAGAUAAAUAAUAAUAUUUUCAUAGAAAAUCAAGACUCAAUUCAUGUUUGA
Messenger RNA from Paramecium sonneborni, 417 nucleotides. Lineage: Eukaryota; Ciliophora; Oligohymenophorea; Peniculida; Parameciidae. The record is from the annotation of a GenBank genome assembly.